AUGAUGGUGAAUGGCGGAACGACAAAACGCUGCGCCCACGCUGGAACGCAAGCAAGGCAGAACUCGCUCCCGUGGGCUACCCACCUCAGCCAGAACGCGGCCAAGAACGCCAUACGCAAUGUCGGCAAGGCUGUCUCCAGGUGGGGAGAGUACAGACGUGCGCUGAGAGAAGGCAGACCUGCGCGAUACAUCGGCUUUCCUCGCUGGCGCAAGCGCGGCGUACACGACAGCUACCAGGCGGACAACGGACGAGGCACAGUGCGAGUGUGCGGACGGAGCGUGAGACUCCCUCGAAUAGGCUGGGUGAAGAUGCGAGAGGAGCUCAGGUUCGAGGGCGAGAUCACAACCGUGGUCGUGAGCAACGACGGCAUCCGCUGGUAUGCGGCGAUAGGCGUGGAUACCAAGACAGCCCCGCCACCCAAGCGCCAGGGGGAGGCCGUGGGAAUUGACAUGGGCGUAAGAGACGCUCGCGACACUGUCGGACGGGACAGUCAUCGAGAACCCGAGAGCCUUGGCAUCUGCGCUUUCGGCCCUGCGGCGUGUGGACAAGGCGAUAGCCCGCUCUCGGAACACUCACGGCCACAACAGGCGGUCAGCCCGCAGACAGAGAAUGUACGAGCGGCGCAGAGAGAGAGGCAAGUCGCAUAUCUGGGCGUGCAUCCACAGACACUCAGAACGUGGGCGCGGGACGGUCGCAUUGACUACAUCAGGACCGAAGGCAACCAGCGCAGAUAUGAUGUCGAUUCAUACCUUGGACAAUCCAGACCAGCACAGACCGUCUGCUACUGCCGCGUCUCGUCCAAGAAGCAGUCGGCAGACCUCGACAGGCAGGUCGCCUUCAUGCGAGAGCGAUACCCUGACGCCGAGAUCGUCCGCGACGUCGGCUCCGGACUCAACUUCAGGCGCAAAGGCCUACUUGCCAUACUGGAGCGACUACACCAGGGAGAUAAGCUCCGUGUUGUGGUCGCCUACCGAGACCGUCUUGCGAGGUUUGGAACCGAACUCAUCGAGACGCUGCUCGAGCGCAACGGCGGGGAGCUCGUGGUUCUCAAUCAGCGAGACCUCAGCCCCGAAGAAGAGCUCACGACUGACCUUCUCGCCAUCCUCACUGUCUUCGGAGCCAGGUUUAGGUCAGGCAAUGCAGGCGAUGACGGCUCCAUGUUCCGAGGGACGACACUUACUAAUAUCGUCUUCGAUCCCGGACUGAAGCUCACGUCAGUAGGGUUCAUCAACGCCGAUUUGUCCUACUCCCACUUCAUAGAUGUGGACCUUCAGCACGCCGAUCUCAGAAAUACCACAGCGACUGAUACGGACUUCAGCGGCGCCGACCUCAGGAGUGCAAAGAUGAAAAGCUUCAAGCUCAACACCGACCUUUCUGGGAUGGAUCUCUCGGGCGUGGACUUUGAGGAUGUGGAACUUGAGGGUGCGGACCUGUCAAAGGGCACAUUUGAAGAUGGCAAAUGGUAUGAGGUGAACCUUUCGGAAGCCGACUUGACCGACGCUGAAUUCAUCGACAUUGACUUCGACGAUGCUGAUUUCGACAAUGCGAUUCUAGAUGAUGUAGAUUUUGAGGACUGCGACCUAACAGGGGCGGAGAAUAUGAGUGACGCCAAAGAAUCCACCAAGUCAACUGGGAAGACACAACCUGCCCAGACGGGACGAAUAGCGACAACAACCCAAACGACAGUUGUUACCCUAACAAUCUCAACCCAUCGAAUUAAGAAAGUUCAGUAA
This is a messenger RNA of Geodia barretti, 1734 nucleotides long. The record is from the annotation of a GenBank genome assembly. NCBI's taxonomy places the organism in Eukaryota, Metazoa, Porifera, Demospongiae, Tetractinellida, Geodiidae.